This is a messenger RNA of Capronia coronata CBS 617.96, 1590 nucleotides long. RefSeq lists its product as uncharacterized. NCBI's taxonomy places the organism in Eukaryota, Fungi, Ascomycota, Eurotiomycetes, Chaetothyriales, Herpotrichiellaceae. The coding region runs from base 1 to 1590 and encodes 529 amino acids. Gene Ontology annotation, biological process: mRNA splicing, via spliceosome. Gene Ontology annotation, molecular function: RNA binding; zinc ion binding. The transcript is spliced from 2 exons. The record is from RefSeq and is a predicted model, not a curated record. Gene Ontology annotation, cellular component: nucleus; spliceosomal complex.
AUGAUUCUAGAAGAACAACGGUUUCUCCAUGAGGACCUGGAGCGGUUAGAGCAAGCCAUCACCGAGCGCGUGGCGGAAGACCCCAAAAAUAUCAAAGAAAGAUUAAUUCGCGACCACCAGAUCAACGGUUUCCUGACACGGAUACAAGAGCAAUCCAAACGAUUACUGGACAUCUACAAAGACACGGAAGGACUGCGCGCCAAAGAAGUCCAGAGUCUGUCGACAGGCGACCCCUUCGAAGAAUUCUACAAACAGUUAGAUGAAGUCAAGGAUUUCCACCGGCGCUAUCCCAAUGAACCGGUCGAGAACCUCGAGCGUGCGUACAAGCGCCGCCGGCCGGAAGAAGGCGAAACCCUCGUCACGGAAGUCGACAACAUGUUCACUGGUGAAGAGUCUAACGGCCGGUUCUUGGACCUGACAACCUUGCACGAAGACUAUCUCAACUUGCCGGGGGUCAAGCGCCUCACAUAUCUACAAUACCUGGACAAUUUCGACGCCUUUGAACCGCCGCGGCUGCCGCUUAAACGCCAGAACAAGCUGAACGACACAUAUCUGAAAUACGUGACUGAUUUGGACGGGUACCUGGAGAGCUUUGUGCGGAGGACGAGGCCGCUCGACGACCUCGAUAAGACGUUCUUGAGGAUCGACCGAGAUUUCGAGACGAGCUGGGAAGCAGGCACUGUGCCUGGAUGGACGAAAGAGAAAGACCACUCGACAGACCACUCCACAACAGCAGCGUCCGGGCCACGAACCGAAGGAACCGGUUCCGGGAUCUGGUGUCCGGAAUGUGAAAAGGAAUUCAACAACCACAACGUCUACAAGGCCCAUUUGACGGGCAAAAAGCAUCUGCGCAACGCAGAGGCCAAAAAGUCUUUGGCCAACGGAGGAACCACAGCCGACGGGUCGAAACCGACGUCAACGCCACUGUCGUCCUUCGCCAGCGCGCGUCUGAGGGAACGGGUGAUUGCAUCGCACGAGUUCCGGAUCCGCGCCCUGGCCGACCUGUUGUCUAACGAGCGCAGCAACACGCGUGUCAACGUGGAACGCAAACAAGGCAUGACCGAACGCGAGCGGCAGGCGGAACUGGAAGCUCUCUUCGCCGAAGACAACGCGGCCGUGGCGGCGUCGGAGCGGCGCGCAGGCGGCCACGGACACGGCGGCGACGAGUCAGGUUCGGAAUCUGACGGCGACGAAAAAAUCUACAACCCGCUGAAACUGCCGCUGGCGUGGGACGGCAAACCCAUCCCUUACUGGCUGUACAAGCUGCACGGCCUGGGCGUCGAGUUCCCGUGCGAGAUCUGCGGCAACUUCGUCUACAUGGGCCGCCGCGCCUUCGACAAGCACUUCAGCGAGGCCCGCCACAUCUACGGCCUCAAGUGUUUGGGCAUCACGGGCUCCGCGGCCGGCGGCCUGAGUCUUUUCCGCGAGAUCACGGCCAUUCAGGACGCCUUGGCCCUGUGGGAGAAGAUCAAGCGUGAGAAACGCCAGAAGGAGAGCCAGGAGGACAGUAUUGUCCAGAUGGAGGACGGCGAGGGCAACGUCAUGCCGGAGAGGAUCUAUCUCGAUUUGCAGAAGCAGGGUAUUCUGUAA